UUCUCUCGUGCCUUUGUUGUGCUCUUCUCUUCUAUCUUCUAUUCCGUCUUCUUCCUGUGUUUCGUCUUAGCCUUGCCGACACAUCCUCUUCCCCUUGCCCUAAUCCCUCUCCGAUUUGAGGAGCUUCGGUGUUCGUUGAUGGGGAAAUGGGCGACACGCCCGUGCCGUCUUCUGGAUUUGGUCAUACGCUUUGUUUCCCCGGUGGAAAAUGGAAGAUGAGAUUUUUGAAAUAUUUGGAGGUGUUCUAAGUGGCUCUUCGUAAAUUAUAACGAGAAUGUGGGGGCUUCUGUUUGGAUUAGGGCCGUGACGGAUAAGGGAAAAGGAAACUUCUAUAUUGAUUGUGUUUAUCAUGGAUAGACAAAUAUCAGUAGAUAGAGAUGUUUUGGUGGAUUUGGAAAGUGGCAUGAAUACGAUGAUAAACCAACAAGAGGAAGCAAAAGAUGUGGGCUGCGGCGCAGGGCAGGGGAGAAGAGUGUUGGAUAAGGAAUGGAGUGGCUUUCUGGGCAUUGAUGGAUUCAUGAAACAUGAAGAAGCUGUGAAAUUGGAAAAUGGUAUGCCUGGUUGUGCUGAGCUUCCUAUCAGGAAUGCAGAAGCUUCAGUGGACAAGAGGGAUGGAGGAGAGGAAUGGGUGAGGCUUCUGGAGGAGAAGGUGGGAGCGGAGAAAAUGAAAAAGAAAGGCUGCAAAAAGCAUCCGAAACCACCCCGGCCUCCCAGGUCUCCAUCGUUGGAUGCUGCUGAUCAGAAGCUGAUAAGGGAGAUUUCUGAGCUUUCCAUGAUGAAGCGGGCAAGGAUUGAGCAGAUGAAAAAGAAGAUGAGGAACACAAAGUCGACAUCUUCUACAGGCAACUUCUUUGCCUUGAUUGUUACCAUUCUUUUCUGCCUUGUUAUAAUCUGGCAAGAAGCUUUUUCACAAAGGAGUUCCAUAGUCAGAUCUCAUGGUUCUGAAUCUUCGGUUCGCGGUGGAUUAAUCUCUGUUCACUUUCACAAGAAUGCUUCAGUGAAUCACCUUAAUAUGUCUUCCUCAGGAUACCCAAGUAAUUUGUAAGCAAGAAGAACUGGAUGAUGAGCAGUUCUCAAGAUCUCCUGCAAUCUCAGCAAUAGAAAUUUGCAACCUUUGCAAGAGAUUGAUCUGAAUGUAAUGUGUCACCCUUUUCUUUUUCGCCUGCCCUUCUUGCAGAGACACUCUCUGCAUCCUGUUUGAUAGUAAUUAUGUUCUGUAAAUACGAUCAGAUAACAGUGAGCCGCUAAGAGUUUGACGGUUCUUCUGGCCUUCAAACCUUCAGCUUGUUCUUAAAGAUUUUGGCACCUUUGUGCA
This is a messenger RNA of Musa acuminata subsp. malaccensis (wild Malaysian banana), 1315 nucleotides long. RefSeq lists its product as uncharacterized. NCBI's taxonomy places the organism in Eukaryota, Viridiplantae, Streptophyta, Magnoliopsida, Zingiberales, Musaceae. The record is from RefSeq and is a predicted model, not a curated record.